Molecule: messenger RNA, 1076 nt
Organism: Cryptomeria japonica (Japanese cedar)
Lineage: Eukaryota; Viridiplantae; Streptophyta; Pinopsida; Cupressales; Cupressaceae
Product: xyloglucan endotransglucosylase protein 1-like
Exons: 4
Coding region: 83-907 (274 amino acids)
Biological process (GO): cell wall biogenesis; xyloglucan metabolic process
Cellular component (GO): cell wall; apoplast
Molecular function (GO): xyloglucan:xyloglucosyl transferase activity; hydrolase activity, hydrolyzing O-glycosyl compounds
Source: RefSeq, a predicted model, not a curated record
GAUUUCCUUCUGCAAUCCAACAUUCACAUCAUCUUUACCUCUAUCAAUACUCAUACGGUUUGCAUUCUUGUCUUCAGUUUCAAUGGACCUCAUUCUAUGUGCUCUCCUCUUAAGCCUUGCACUUGCAUUCUCCCACCUUGUCUCUGCAAAUUUUUACAAUGACUUCGAUAUCACAUGGGGAAAUGAUCAGGCUAAGAUACUUGACAAUGGCCAACGCUUGCAGCUUACUCUCGAUCAGUCCUCAGGUUCAGGGUUCCAAUCCAAGAAUGAAUAUCUAUUUGGCAAGAUUGAUAUGCAAAUCAAGCUGGUGCCUGGUAACUCCGCCGGUACUGUUACUGCAUACUAUCUCUCGUCACAAGGGGAUAAACACAAUGAAAUAGACUUCGAGUUCCUGGGAAAUCUGUCUGGAGAUCCCUAUAUUAUGCACACCAAUGUUUUCUCACAAGGAAAAGGCGGUCGGGAGCAGCAAUUCUACCUUUGGUUCGACCCAACAGCAGACUUCCACACUUACUCCCUGCUCUGGAAUCCCCAACAAAUUAUGUUUUCUGUGGAUGGAACUCCAGUGAGAGUGUUCAAGAACAGCGAAGAUUUGGGCGUUGCAUAUCCGAAGAAUCAAGCGAUGAGAAUAUACUCAAGCCUGUGGAACGCAGACAAUUGGGCAACCAGAGGCGGUGCAGUGAAGAUCGACUGGAGCAAAUCUCCAUUUGUGGCAUCUUAUGGAAAUUUCAAAGCAGAGACAUGCUCUGCCUCCUCUGAUUGCUCUGUGAAUUCAUGGUAUGGUGCAGAGGCGUUGGAGUCGAGUGAGCAGCAGAAACUUGAAUGGGUGCGCGAAAACUACAUGAUUUACAAUUACUGUUCGGACAGUAAAAGGUUUCCACAGGGCUUCCCUGCUGAAUGCACUCGCUAGGCAUUCGACUGAGUUCGAAGGAUUGAGAUACAACUAGUUUCACCAAAUCCAUUAAUUCAAUUCUUUUAUUCAUUCAUUUUUUGUAGCGAUUUUCAAGCCCAAGAGGCUAUACUUGUAACUAUUAGAUCCCGGUCAAUUGAAUAUGUAUCUCAAUAUUCAUUUUUUAGCA